This is a messenger RNA of Cynoglossus semilaevis (tongue sole), 4200 nucleotides long. RefSeq names its product leucine rich repeat and fibronectin type III domain containing 5a (gene lrfn5a). NCBI's taxonomy places the organism in Eukaryota, Metazoa, Chordata, Actinopteri, Pleuronectiformes, Cynoglossidae. The record is from RefSeq and is a predicted model, not a curated record. Gene Ontology annotation, molecular function: protein binding.
ACCGCAUUGUCAUACCUUAUGAACGUGGACGUUUUCCGUGCCCGCUGCGCUAUAGGAUCAAGUGAGCGGGAGAAGGUUCGAGGAGGAGGACGUGGAGCUGCGGACCGCCCGGUUCAAACGUUUGGACAUGUGAAUCACCGCGGGAGACUUUUACCGGAACUGAAUUUGGACUUUUUCAACGGAGUGUCAUGUUUUUCAUAUUCUUUGCUAUUGGUCUCGACUGCAGAGGAGCCGCGGUGAGUCGGAUAUCAGUGCGUGAGGCACGUUAACACCCGCAGACCGGGGGGGAGAGAGAGGGAGAGAGGAUGGUGAGACUGGAGGUCGGCUUGAAGAAGUGAAAAUCCAAUAUUCCGGAAACAAAAGAGUUAGAACUCAUUCACAGCCCGGAAUUUUACAGUGUGGAAUCAUCGGAGUUGUUCAAAAACCCAGCCACUCCGCCGUCUCUCCGUGUGUGGAGGUAAAUGAUCAUUUUCGUCCAUUUUCCUGGAAUAGAGCUCAACAUUUUUUCUAGUUGUGGAUUUUUCCCAUCACACCUGCGACUGUCGGCGGGGGGGGGGUCGAUGGAGAGAGGAGGACACCGCCAGGAGACGAAGGGAACGUUGUCCACGCGAUAAAAAGGUGGAGAAAGGCGGCCUCGCCGAUUUGUUUUAUUCUGCCCGGAAUUACGAGAUCGACGCACGGAUGGAGGAAUGAAACCAUGGGCGAAACACGCAGAAAGAGAGAUCGACAAAGGGGGGAGAAGUGGGGGAUGCAGUCGUAGGGCGCUGUGAGAAUGCAAAUCGAACGCACCCCGCUGCGAAACUGGCUCGAACUCUAAACCUGAGCGGAAUUUAACACCGACCGGAGGAGAUUAUCGUACACACCACCCACGAUACAUUAUCGUGAGGACUAUAUUGACUACACGGAGAGUUCCUCGGUGCGGAGUUACAGUGGAGGUGUUUCCAUCAUGGAAUUAGAAAAGUUGAUUGGACGGUGAACCCACAGCUGCACCCGGAGAAGAACAGUCAACCUAACGACGUUGGAGCGACACCAGGACGGUACCGCUGCAGUAACAUGUGACUCCUGCGGCACGGUACCGUACACUGUUGGAUCUUGGAAGGUGCUGUGUCCGUGGGGGGGGGGGCAGUAACCAUGGAGAGGCUGUUGCUGUGUUUGAUGGUGGCAGUUUCCAUGGCAGUGCGAGCUCAGAUCUGCCCCAAACGCUGCGUGUGUCAGAUCCUGUCACCCAACCUGGCAACCCUGUGUGCCAAGAAAGGCCUCCUCUUCGUGCCCCCCAACAUCGACAGACACACCGUGGAGCUGCGGCUGGCCGACAACUUCGUGACCAGUGUGAAGAGGAAAGACUUUGCCAACAUGACGCGGCUGGUCGAUCUGACCUUGUCCAGAAACACCAUCUCCUACAUCACACCUCACGCCUUUGCUGAUCUGGAGAACCUCCGAGCCCUGCACCUGAACAGUAACCGCCUGACCAGGAUAGGCAACGAUACGUUCAGUGGCAUGUCCAAGCUCCACCACCUGAUCCUGAACAACAACCAGCUGGUACUGAUACACCAGGGGGCGUUCAACGACCUGCUGGCACUGGAAGAACUGGACCUGAGUUACAAUAAUCUGGACUCCAUUCCAUGGGAGGCCAUACAGAGAAUGACCAGCCUUCACACACUGAGUUUAGACCACAACAUGUUGGACGUGAUCCCAGAGGGAACCUUCUCACUGCUGCAGAAACUCAACCGACUGGACGUCACCUCCAAUAAACUCCAGAAGUUACCCCCCGACCCUCUGUUCCAACGAGCUCAGGUCUUGGCCACCUCUGGGGUCAUGACCUCCUCGUCCUUUGCCUUGUCCUUUGGGGGGAACCCCCUCCACUGUAACUGUGAGCUGCUGUGGCUGAGGCGGUUGAACCGGGAGGACGACCUGGAAACCUGUGCCUCCCCCCAACACCUGUCUGGACGCUACUUCUGGUCCGUCCCAGAGGAGGAGUUCCUGUGUGAACCGCCGCUGAUCACCAGACACUCACAUGAGAUGAGGGUGCUGGAAGGACAACGAGUGGCACUGAGGUGUAAAGCCCGAGGUGACCCAGAACCAGCCAUCCACUGGAUCUCUCCAGAUGGUAAACUGGUGUCCAACUCCUCCAGGACUUUGGUCUAUCCCAACGGUACCUUGGACAUCCUGAUCAGUACCGUGAAGGACACGGGUUCCUUCACCUGCAUCUCCUCCAACCCUGCUGGUGAAGCCCACCAAACAGUGGAGCUGCUCAUCAUCAAACUGCCUCACAUUUCCAACAACACCAACAACAUCCAGGAACCCGACCCCGGGUCUUCGGAUAUUUCCACAUCGUCCCGCGGCGGAGGCAACGGGGGCAACGUGACGGGGGACGUGAAGAGCGGCGGCGACAAACGGGUGGUGACGGCCGAGGCCACGUCCUCGACGGCACUGAUCAAGUUUAACUUCCAGAGGAAUAUUCCGGGCAUUAGGAUGUUCCAGAUUCAGUACAACGGGAGUCAGGACGACUCGCUGGUUUACAGGUAGGGAUCGGUACCCCCCUCCAGUAAGAACUUCCUGGUCAACAACCUGGCAGCAGGGACCCUGUACGACCUGUGCGUGCUGGCCAUCUACGAUGACGUCAUAACCUCCCUGACAGCGACCCGUGUGGUGGGCUGUGUGCAGUUCUCCACCCAGACGGAGUACAUGAGGUGUCAGUUCAUGCAGUCUCAGUUCCUGGGGGGGACCAUGAUCAUCAUCAUCGGGGGGGUCAUCGUGGCCUCCGUCCUGGUGUUCAUCAUCAUCCUGCUGAUACGGUACAAGGUGUGUAACCACGGUGACGGUGCUAAAGGUGUUUCACUGUCCAUGACCAACGUUCACUCCCAGACCAACGGGCAGCAAACACGGGGCUGCACCGUGACCCCCAGCGGCUCCAAGCACGACCUCCCAGGAGGCACCAAGAGACGGAGCGGAGCGGCAGGAGGAGACGACGGCGACGACGGUAAAGACUUGUUGAUCCGGUCCUCGGACCCCUCCCCGCCCGACUUCACCUCCGCGUCGGGGCUCAGCGCGCCGUGGGCGGCCAGGAGUCCCACGGCCGCAGAGGAGGAGAGGAAGAAAGGAGGUGAGGAGAGGCCUCCUGCUGGCAUCUCCUCCCCCGCUGCCCCCCCCACUUCACUGCCCAAACCAAAGCGAAAGCGCUCUCCUCCUCUUCCACCGUCUCCUCUCUGCUUCCCUUCGACCACCGUUUUAGAGAACACCAACUUCAACAACUCCACCUCGCUCCACCAGACCUCACCCCCCUUUCUCCCCCUCCACUUCUCCAAACAUCUCGCCGCAGCGAGCCCCGUUCCGUCCGUUCGAUUCAGAGAUACGCCCGUUCUGCGUCGGGCUCCGCGGGCCUCCUCCUCCUCCUCCUCCUCCUCCGCCGCCGCCGCCGCUGCUCACUCCUCCACCAAGUACCAGACUCUCCCUGUAGAAGAAGGAGCGAGGAGCAAAGCGAGGAGGAGGUACUCGCUGAGCGAAGGAGGUUCAAAGACUCACUCGUCUCUUCAGGGGGGAGGAGCCCCCGGUCUGGGCCGCUUACUGCGCAACAAGCGGAGCCAAUCAAUGAGCGGGAUGCUCCUCCCCAAAGACGGAGACGAGGACUCGGAGAAAGGCCAGUGUGACUCGGACUGGAUUUUAGAAAGUACCGUCUGAAGACGAGUCGCUGCACUGUCGUACGGAUGGGUUUCUACACUGUGUGUGUUCGUGUGUGUGUGCGUGUGUGUGUGUGUGGGGGGGGUGAGCUUUGCUGUUCAGGACAUUGUUUUGGGUUGUUUUAUUUUGGUGUGACGUGGACGGUGUGUGACGUGUUGUCCUGUAGGGGGCGCCUGCAGGAGUGUGCGUCUGUUUUUUUCAAAGCUCUCUCUUCAGUUUUGUUGACGUUUCUUCUGGCUCGUCCAGUGAGUAGGAAACCUGUCUCGUCCUCCUGUUCGUCUCAUCCUUUUAACUUUAGAGCACAAAAGAAACACGGGCCACGGUUUGGUUACCACACCUCCAAGUUUACCAUUGUCUGAAACACAGGAGCAGUGACAGAAAAGAAAAGAGUCUGACGACGGCAGAGGACGGCAGAGGACGGCAGUCAGUGCCUUCUUUAUCACUGGAACAACUGUUGGUACAACUGGAGUCUAGGACAGAGGGACAGGAGGGACGGUCAGGACAGAGGAACGGUCAGGACAG